CAGAGGCUGCCCCCAGCGCCCCUCGCCUACGAUAGCAUUGCAUACGAUACCAGGGGAGCAAGACCUCGAACUACCCUUUUUCUUCUCCAAUUUCUUAUUGAUCCUUCAAUCUUCUUCAGCUGCCAGGAAAUACACACACACAUACGUAUUUGCUCUAAGUGAGCAUGGCUACCCAAUCGGCGGCUCCUCCAGAUACUUCCGACGAUAAACUUCGAAACCCAGGUCCUGAAACGAUGCAACCAAAUGUUGAUCAACCCCAAGAAGAGCCUGUAAAACAGAAUUCAACAUCACUAUUUGUUAACUCACAACCUAUGCGGGAAGAGCAAGUGCAGAAUGCCGUGAAAUUUCUAUCACACCCAAAAGUUAGAGGCUCUCCUGUCAUAUACAGGAGAUCAUUUCUGGAGAAGAAGGGCCUUACGAAGGAGGAGAUAGAUGAAGCCUUUCGCCGUGUGCCGGAUUCGCCUCCAAAUGUGAUGACAUCUGGUGAAAAUAAAGAUGGGCAGCUGAAGGGAUCAUCAAACGUUCAGCAACAAGCCCUGGCACAGAGUUUGCAGCAGGGUGCACCUACUUCUAGUACAACUGUUUCAUAUCCCAGAUUUCGCUGGUCCCAAGUCAUCAUAGCAAUUGGAUUUCUUUCUGCUUCAGGUGUUGGAACAGCUUUACUAAUAAAGAGGUCAUUUCUUCCUCGAUUAAAAUCUUGGAUACGCAAGGUUGUAUCAGAAGAUGAUGAAACAUUGAAGAAAAUAGUCUCAAAACAGUCGUUGGUAGAAGAAGCAGCGCUGGCUGCAAAAGCUGCUGCCACCGCAGCUGCGGACGUGGCAAAAGCAAGGCAGGAAAUGCUGCUUUCACAAAAUGAAGAUAAAAGAUACUUUGGAGAACUUGUGAGCCUUGCAGAUCAGCAAGUACAAGAAAUGAAGUUGUUGACUAAUGAAAUAAGAAGAUUAGAAGUUUCUAGUGGAGCCACUCUUUUGGAGCAAGAUGACCACCGAGUCACUCAAGCAAGUUCAAAGAGACUGAUUGCAAAUGGCAAGGUGGACUAUAACAUGCAUUCAGGGAGCUAUUCAUCAACACCUGCUUCUGCUAGACCAUCUGCUGCACCUCAUCCUAAGUCAUAUAUGGAGAUAAUGGCCAUGAUCCAGAGAGGGGAGAAGCCUUCUAACAUUAGAGACAUUGAUGAUCGGCCCCCCAAUCCGAAUCAACAACCUUCAAAUCCUCGCAUGGCACCUAGAGCCAAGCCUUGGGAGGUUAGUCAGGUGCAGAGCACCCAUACCCGAAUGCUUCAAUCUCAGGUCAAUGGUGGAGACUUGAGUUCCAAGAUUCAAGAUGCCUCCAUUGAAGUGAAUGGAGACACUCCAGUUCCCUGGUGGCAAAGGAAAAAUGUUAGAAUCAGUCAGAUGGAUAGUGGCAAUGAGCAUGCCACAGCGCCUUACAGUGCUCCAUCUAGUCAGCAGCAGCCAGUGAAACACACAUGGGUUCCUCCUCAGCCGCCUCCCGUAGCAAUGCCAGAGGCUGUUGAAGCCAUUAGACGGCCCAAGUCAGUGGCUCAGAAGGAAGAGGUGCAAGAUGAUCAAUCAGCAGCCCAUUCUUCAGACAUGUCUGGUGAGGUGCAAACCAUCCCAAUAACAUCUGAACUUGAAGGCGCUACAGAUGACAGCGGACUCAGCUCAAUGCCCAACUCUGGUGCGUUACUGGCGGCUCAGGAAGUCAACUAAUAAAGUCAGGUCAAGUUAGUUAAUUAGCUUGUUUUAUCAUUGUGUGACAUUGGGAACAGUAGUACUAGCUGUUGUUCAAAGUUCAGGAUGAGCUUGAAAGAACCUUUGUUUUAUAGUCAUACUUAGUCUGAACUUUUGGCCAGUCAUCAAUGCAAGAUACAUACAUAUCUUCUUAUGAUAGAAUAAUAUUGUAAUUUUUAGCAAGCAAUGAUCAAUGAGUGUUGUUGUACACUUGUAGUCUACGAAAUCUUGAGCAUUCCAUUAUGGAUUUGUUUCCUUAAA
Messenger RNA from Neltuma alba, 1994 nucleotides. RefSeq names its product peroxisomal membrane protein PEX14. The coding region runs from base 165 to 1712 and encodes 515 amino acids. The transcript is spliced from 12 exons. Gene Ontology annotation, molecular function: signaling receptor binding. Gene Ontology annotation, cellular component: peroxisomal membrane; peroxisomal importomer complex. Gene Ontology annotation, biological process: protein import into peroxisome matrix, docking. NCBI's taxonomy places the organism in Eukaryota, Viridiplantae, Streptophyta, Magnoliopsida, Fabales, Fabaceae. The record is from RefSeq and is a predicted model, not a curated record.